Messenger RNA from Prorocentrum cordatum, 303 nucleotides. The record is from the annotation of a GenBank genome assembly. Lineage: Eukaryota; Dinophyceae; Prorocentrales; Prorocentraceae.
AUGGUCACGCUCAUCGGCUUGGCCGUGAACGUGAUGUUGGAUUGCAUGUUAUGCCCUCGCUAUGGCUCCGCGGGCGUCGCCCUCGCCUCGGUGACGGCCUCCGCGCUGGGCUACGCGUACCUGAUCAAUACUUUGGUUAAGCGCGGAUUCUGGCCAUGGCCUGUUUCAUGGCCCAGGGGCUACCAUGACAUCUCGCCGUUCCUGGGCUUCGCCGGGCCCGUGCUCCUCGCGGUCUUCCUGAAGAUCCUGACCUUCGGGCAGAUGACCCGCGCAGCGUGCGGGCUCGGAACCUCGGCCGCCGCU